Messenger RNA from Rotaria sordida, 4491 nucleotides. NCBI's taxonomy places the organism in Eukaryota, Metazoa, Rotifera, Eurotatoria, Philodinida, Philodinidae. The record is from the annotation of a GenBank genome assembly.
AUGGCAGAAGAAAUUCCUGAGCGAAUGCAAAAUGUCCGAAAGGCGGUUGAAAUAUUACAAAUUUGUCAAAAUGAUUCGCCAUGUAUUAUAACUCAACAAUAUGGUUUUAUGAAAUUUGAUGAAGAUGAACUUGAUGCUACUACACGUCUUUCACAAUACAUAAGAUUAAGUCUUAAGACAAAUGCUCAUACAGUUGUGAAUUUUAUGCAACAAGGUUGGGGUUUACCAAAGCCUGAUUUAAUUAUAUCUGUAACUGGUGGAGCGAAAAGUUUUGAUAUGUCAGCACGUCUUAGAAAAAUUUUUCAAAGUGGUCUUAUUUCUGCUGCUAUUACAACAAAUGCAUGGUUGAUUACAGCUGGAACAAAUGCUGGCGUCGUUAAAGAAGUUGGUGAAGCUCUUAAUAACUAUCGUUAUAAAAAUCGAAAACAUAUACUUGAUAUACCAUGUAUUGGUAUUGGUAGUUGGGGUUAUACUGCAGGAAAUGAUCAAUUUGACGAUCAACCUAGGAAUUUUCCUAUAAAUGAAAGUAAUACAAAACGUACACGUUCAUUUAUGAGAGAUCAUCAAAAACGAAAAGAUCAUUCUGUUCCUAUGGAUAACGAUGAUCAAUAUAUUGUUCGAAAGUAUAUUGUUGAAGAAAAAAAGUCGGGACAAUGUGACUUAGAACCAAAUCAUACACAUUUUUUAUUAUUUGAUGAUGGAAAAGAAAAUCCUGAUGCUGUUCUCCCAUUAAGAGCAGAAAUUGAAAAAUAUUCACGAUAUACUAGUCUAGAAAAUACAAUAGAGGAAACAGUAGAAUCGCCUAUACCUAUUGUUAUGGUUUUAGUCGAAGGUGGUCGAUCAUCAAUUGAAACAAUUUGUCAAGCACUUGAAUGGAAUACUCCCGUUGUAGUUAUCAAAGAUUCAGGUCGUGCUGCUGAUCUUGUUGCUAAAUUGCAUGCUUGUUAUUCUGAUAGUGAGAAUGGCAAUGGUAGUGCAUGUCCUACACGGCCAAAAAGCGGUGUUGCUAAAGGUGGUUCAAAAGAAACAGAGAUCGAUGAAAUUUUGGCUAAUGCACAAGGUCAUAUUAAAGGAUUUGAUAAGAUUAAAAGUGAUUAUUGUCGAAUAUUAAAUGAACGUAAAAAAUUAGUAACAAUUUUUAAACUUGAUAGUCAACAAUAUCAUGGCAAUCUUGAAGAUGCUAUUCUCGAAUCUUUAUUUAAUGCUGCAAAAUUUUCCGCUGAUGGUAAUGAACAACAUCGUCGAACUAGGGAACUUAAAUUAGCUAUAGCAUGGCAUAAAUUUGAUUAUGCUCGAAAAUAUCUUCUUACUGAUACGACUAUAUUGACAUGGAACAAAGACGAUCUACGAUAUGCUCUUGUCAAUGCGCUUCGUCGUGGUCGUGUUGAUUUUGUUGAAUUACUUAUUGAAUUUGGUACACCACUUGAAACAUUGACAAAUGGAGAUCUUAAACAACUUUACACAAUAACAUCGACUAGUAAUGGAUUACCAAUUAAAGGUAAACGAAAAGAUAAAAUAUCGAUAAAAGAUCAAUAUUACUUAAACUAUGUUGAUUCGAUCGUGUAUAAUACGAACAAACUCAAUAAUUUACCACAAUUAGAUGAUAAUCAUCCAUUAGCCGUUUUUCUUGGCGGUAAUGAACUUGCAACGUAUCUUUGUUCCAAAACUUGGAAUACAUCAAUAGCGCCAUUAUUUGGUGCACGAAUCUAUCGACGAGCCGCAAUAUUAGCACUUGAUUUAGAUCAACAACAACAAUAUGAAAAAAAUGCUGAUCAGUUUGAUAUUCAUGCUACUUCAAUUAUUGAUCGAUGUUUUGAUAAUGAUGAAGAGUUUGCUGUUGAUCUUUUAAAACGUUCUGCUGUUGCAUUUAAUGAUAUUGAUCCAUUACAAUUAGCUGGAGAAGCUAAUUGUAGAUCAUUUCUUGCAUCAAAAUGUAUUCAAAGAUAUCUUGAUAAUGAAUGGUUUGGAUAUAUCAAUUAUAAACGAAAAGCUAUUAAUUUCCGAAUAUUUCUUUGUUCAUUAUUUUUUCCUUUACUUCCAAUAUUUUGUUUUACUCUACCUUAUAUAGAAAAGCAUAAAAAUAUUACCGUAAGUACUCGAGAUCGUUCGAGAAUCAAUCAAUUGAAUACAACCCAUAAUGCUCCUGAAUCUGUUCAAUAUAAAAGAAAAAAUAAUAUUUCAUGGUUAGAUAAAAUAAGAUAUUUCUAUCAAGCACCUAUUGUACGAUUUUAUUAUUAUACGAUAUUCUUCAUUAUAUUUUUGGGUUUAUUCAGUUUUGUUCUUCUUGUUGAUUAUUUUCCAUUAAAUAUCUAUAAUGAAAAUCGAUCAGGCUUUAAAAAUUUACCAAUACCAAUAACUGAAAUAAUUCUUCAUAUUUGUAUGUGGAGUUUAAUUAUUGAAGAAAUUCGUCAAUUUUUAUUUAUGAAUUCAAAAAGAGCCUAUCUAUCAGAAAUAUGGAAUAUUAUUGAUCUUCUUGCAAUUAUGUUAUAUCUUAUUGGUUUUAUUACACGAUUUAUUGUUCUUGAAGUACCAUUUAUUAUAUCAAAGAAAGUUUUUUUAAUAUUCUUAUGUCUUGAUUUAAUACUUUGGUUUGUUCGUAUAUUACAUUUGUUUGCUGCUUUUGAAAAAUUAGGACCGAAAUUAAUUAUGAUUUUUAAUACGAUGAAGGACCUGUUAUUUUUUAUUUGUUUUAUUCUUAUAUUCUUAUUAGCAUUUUCCGUAGCAUCUUGGUCAUUAAUUACUACAAAUAAACAAGUUUAUUGGUAUUAUAAUAGUAAUGGAUCCUUAUCUAAUGUGACAGUAUCAGGUGCAGGUAGUGGUUUAUGGAAAUGGGAAAUAUUACGUCAUGUAGCAAAUUAUGGUGUUUGGAAAAUUUUUGGACAAGUAGAAUCAAUUCAUAAGACAGAUUCAUAUUCUAAUGUAGCUUUUGUAUUGGAUAUAAUAUUUGUUGCUCUUGCUAGUGUACUUCUUCUUAAUGUGCUUGUUGCCUUAUUCAAUGUAACAAUUCAAAAUGUUGAAAAUCAAUCUCAUCGAAUAUGGCGUUAUCAACGUUUUCUGCUCGUUAUUGAAUAUAAUAAUAAACCUCCAUUACCACCACCAUUUAAUACUGUAUAUUAUCUAUAUCAUAGUGUUCGAUAUCUAAUUGAAAAAAUCCAAAAGCGGCGCCAGAGACAUUCAAUUCUUGCCGAUGAUACAUUAGUAAUGAAACCAAGAAACUUGAAUGGAAAUAAUAUUCGAGACGAAUUUAAAGUUAGUGAUGCAAUGCGACGCGAAAAUGCUAUAGCUGAUGACUAUUGGAGUUAUACGUUAAAACAUCGAAAGAAAGAUCAAAUUGAAAUUGUAAUACAAAAUAUUGAACGAAAACUUCAUGAUUUAGAAGAACGAAUACAUAAUAACAAUAAACAAGUAUUAAAAUUGGUAUUAUUCGUUUUAAUUGUAUCUAUUGCUGUUCCUCUGCGAUAUGGUUCAACAAAUUAUCUAUAUGUUUUAAUGCGUCUACUACAUUCCACAUUAUCAUUGAAACAUUGUCUACUAUCUGAUCAAGCUCGACCAACACUCAGUGCAGAUUAUCGUGCCUUUGAAGAAAUAUUACGGCUGAACGCGAUAUCAGGAAUUGAUCCGUUAAGAGAUCCACUUUCUAUUGUCAAAGAAAUACGUUCAAGUGUCUCGUUAGCUGUUGCAAUUCCUAAACCAUCUCACUGUCAAAUUACUAAACAAGUGUUUGAACAUGAUGGACAUAUAGUAGAUGCCUUUUGGGUUAAUCAUCAUCAGAAAAACUUACCGAAAGAAUUCGAUAAAAUAGUACUUUAUUUUCAUGGUGGAGGAUAUUUGUCAGGUGAUAUUCGUAGUUAUAGUGGAUUUGAAUGUCAUUUGUCUCAACUUUUCAAUGUAACCGUACUUCAUGUGGAAUAUCGACUUAUUCCUGAGCAUCCUUUUCCUGCAGCUGUCGACGAUGCAAUUGCAAUCUAUCGUGCUCUUCUUCGUCAUAAUAUUUCACCAUCUCAAAUACUUAUUAUGGGUGAUUCAGCUGGCGGUGGCCUUGCUCUGCUAACAGUUCAAACUAUAAUUGCGCAUCAAUUGCCGGUACCUCGUGGUGUUAUUGUUAUCUCUCCUCAGACUGAUCUUUCACUAUCUGGUGAAAGUUAUACACGUAAUCGUCUUACGGAUGUAAUGCUCAAUACUGACAUGACCAAAUGGAUGGUCAAAGUACUAAUGGGCAUUAAUCAUCCUGAUUUAUCGUCGGACAAUCCAUUGUUUAGUCCUCUUUUUGGUAAAUUCGAAGGAUUUCCACCGAUGUAUAUUAUUGUAGGUACAGCUGAGAUAACAGAAGAUGAUUCCAGAAGACUUGUAAAUAAGGCUCAAGAUGCUGGUGUUGAUGUAACAUUUGAAGAAGGUUUACAUUUAAUGCAUAUUUAUCCAAUAUUUUUUCUCUACUAUCCCGAAGCACGAAAUACACUUAAUAAUGUUAACAAAUGGAUUCAAAAAAUCUAA